Dentiscutata erythropus is the source of this 480-nucleotide messenger RNA. Lineage: Eukaryota; Fungi; Glomeromycota; Glomeromycetes; Diversisporales; Gigasporaceae. The record is from the annotation of a GenBank genome assembly.
AUGACAAAAAAAAAAAAAAAACUUGUAGACAUACCUUAUGUUUGCCUUUUUUUCAUGAUGAUAAAAUGUACUUCAUAUAAACAUCAACAUCCUCCUAAAGCUUUUGUGCUUGAUAAAAAAACGUAUAAGACUUGUGCAACUUGUUUAACUAAUAAAGCUAAGACAAGGGCUAAUAAAAAAACUAUAUCUGAUCAUAAUCAAACUAUUGAAACAAUUUCAUUAAAUGAUUUAAAUGAAUAUGUUAUGGAGUUAAUGGAAAGUCUUGAGAAUGACAUGAGAUUAUCUUUUACAAUACAUGUUGAUGUCAAUAUGUCUGAUCAAAAUUGCAAUAUCAAGUCAAUUGCCAAUAUGAUUGUUAACAAUAUUGAAGAAGGUGACGGUUAUUCCUGGGUGAGUAGCAGUCCCAAUUUACAAAACCAGCAUUUUAAUGAACAACCUCUUAAUGAACAACCUCUUAAUAAACAACCUCUUAAUGAUUAA